AUCACCAACCAUUCUCCCAGGCCGAUUGAUUAUUCACUCGUUGGGAUUAUUCCUGAAGAGUGACUACAUGGUGUCCAGGAGAGAGCCAGGCCAGAGGUCUUGGAUUCGAAUUCAGCCUAAGUCCCCGGUACAGUUAUGGCGGCCUUGGCUUCAUCACGUGAUGGCUACGGGCGGAAGCGGAAAUUUAGCGGAAGAGAAAGAAGAAAAGGCCGGACCGUUCGGAGUGGAGUGGACGCCCCAGGUGUGGGGGGAUCCGCGCGCAGCCAUGGACUGUUACACUGCGGACUGGAACCCCCUCGGGGAGGCGGCCUUCUAUCGGAAGUUUGAGCUCUAUACCAUGGACUGGGACCUGAAGGAGCCACUCAGAGACUGCCUGGUAGCUGCGGCUCCUUAUGGGGGCCCCAUUGCUCUAUUGAGAAAUCCUUGGAAGAAGGAGAAGUCACCCAGUAUUCGCCCAUUGCUUCAAAUUUAUUCAUCUUCUGGAGUGGCUCUAGCCAGCUUGUUGUGGAAGAGUGGACCUGUGGUGUUACUGGGCUGGUCAGCAGAGGAAGAGCUGCUGUGUGUGCAGGAAGAUGGCUCUGUACUGGUCUAUGGGCUGCAUGGUGACUUCCGGAGACACUUCAGCAUGGGCAAUGAGGUGCUCCAGAACCGGGUUCUGGAUGCCCGUGUGUUCCACACAGAGUUUGGGUCAGGGAUUGCCAUCCUCACUGGUGCCCAUCGUUUUACACUCAGUGCCAAUGUAGGUGACCUGAAGCUUCGUAGGAUGCCUGAGGUGCCAGGACUCCAGGCUCUGCCUUCAUGCUGGACGGUUUUGUUCCAAGACAGAGUGACCUUUGUGCUUUUAGCUGUUGGUCCUGACCUCUUCCUGUUAGACAAUACAGCCUGCUCGGGGGUGGUGCCCCCUGGCUUGGCUCCAGGAGUGAGUGGCUUUCUCCAGAUGGCUGUGUCCUUCAAUUAUCGGUACCUGGCAUUAUUUACUGACACAGGCCAUAUUUGGAUGGGCCUGGCUUCCCUUAAGGAAAAGCUUUAUGAGUUCAACUGCAACAUUCGAGCCCCGCCCAAGCAGAUGGCCUGGUGUAGCCGUCCAAAGGGCAAGCAAAAGGCUGUCGUGGUGGCCUGGGAGCGACGGCUUCUGAUAGCUGGAAAUGUGCCCGAAAGCAUCCAGUUCGUACUAGAUGAGGAUUCCUAUUUGGUGCCUGAGCUGGAUGGAGUUCGGAUCUUCUCGCGAAACAUCCAUGAAUUUUUACAUGAAGUUCCAGUGGCCAGUGAGGAGAUCUUCAGGAUUGCCUCCAUGGCCCCAGGAGCCCUUCUACUGGAGGCCCAGAAGGAAUAUGAGAAAGAAAGCCAGAAGGCGGAUGAGUACCUCCGGGAGAUCCAGGAGCGGGAACAGCUGCCCCAGGCCGUCCGGCAGUGUAUCGAGGCUGCUGGCCACGAGCACCAGCCUGAGAUGCAGAAGAGUCUGCUCAGGGCAGCCUCCUUUGGAAAGUGUUUUAUUGACAAGUUUCCACCAGACACCUUUGUGCGCAUGUGUCAGGACCUGAGAGUGCUCAACGCUGUCCGGGACUAUCCCAUUGGAAUCCCUCUCACCUAUACCCAAUACAAGCAGCUCACCAUCGAAGUUCUGCUGGACAGGCUGGUGUUGCGGCGACUCUAUCCUCUGGCCAUCCAAAUCUGCGAGUACCUUCGACUUCCUGAGGUUCAAGGUGUCAGCCGCAUCCUGGCCCACUGGGCCUGCUACAAGGUACAGCAGAAGGAUGUGUCGGAUGAAGAUGUUGCCCGUGCCAUUAACCAGAAGCUUGGAGAUACACCGGGUGUCUCCUAUUCAGACAUUGCUGCCCGCGCCUAUGGCUGUGGCCGAACCGAGCUAGCCAUCAAGCUGCUGGAGUAUGAGCCCCGCUCUGGGGAACAGGUGCCACUUCUGCUGAAAAUGAAGAGAAGCAAACUGGCCUUGAGUAAGGCCAUUGAGAGUGGGGACACUGACCUAGUGUUUACAGUUGUCUUACACCUGAAGAAUGAACUGAAUCGUGGAGAUUUCUUCAUGACCCUCAGGAACCAGCCUGUGGCUCUGAGUCUCUAUAGACAGUUCUGCAAACACCAGGAGCUGGAGACACUGAAGGAUCUUUACAACCAAGAUGACAAUCACCAAGAACUUGGCAACUUCCACAUCCGGGCCAGCUAUGUUGCUGAGGAGCGGAUUGAGGGCAGGGUGGCAGCCCUUCAGACAGCAGCUGAUGAAUACUACAAGGCCAAGAAUGAUUUUGCUGCUAAGGCCACAGAGGAGCAGAUGCGACUCUUGCGGUUGCAGCGGCGCCUGGAGGAUGAGCUGGGUGGGCACUUCCUGGACCUGUCUCUGCAUGAUACAGUGACCUCUCUCCUCCUUAGUGGGAGCAACAAGCGUGCUGAGCAGCUGGCCCGGGACUUCCGAAUCCCUGACAAAAGGUUCUGGUGGCUAAAACUGACUGCAUUGGCUGAUCGGGAGGACUGGGAAGAACUAGAGAAGUUUUCCAAAAGCAAGAAAUCACCCAUUGGGUAUCUGCCCUUCGUGGAAGUAUGCAUGAAGCGACACAACAAAUUUGAGGCCAAGAAGUUUGCUGCUCGAGUGAGCCCCGAGCAGAGAGUCAAGGCCUUUCUCCUCAUCGGGUAUGGUUUGGGAAGAGACUUGGAGGAAGAAGGGGAAGAGGCCAAUCUGUCAGAAUGUGGCAGGCAGUCUGGGCAUCUCUGUGACUUCCUAAGAAGCUGCGGGUGGGUGGUCCCCGCCCUCCCCCCCCAUCUCCUCUUCCUCUCUCCACUUUAGGGAUGUGGCUCAGGCUGCAGAUGUGGCCAUUGAACACCGAAAUGAGGCAGAGCUAAGCCUCGUCCUGUCCCAUUGCACUGGGGCCUCAGAUGGAGCGACAGCUGAAAAAAUUCAGCGUGCCAGGGCCCUGGCCCAGAGGAAGUGAGGAACUCCCACUCACCCCAAAGCUCUUUCAGAAGUAGCUUUGGAGGGGGAGAGGGAGCUGGGACUAUGAGGACCUGGUUGGAACAGAGCGUGGCCGAAGCUGUAAAUAAAUAAAGUCUAAGUUCUUCCUGCUC
This is a messenger RNA of Monodelphis domestica (gray short-tailed opossum), 3072 nucleotides long. The record is from RefSeq and is a predicted model, not a curated record. NCBI's taxonomy places the organism in Eukaryota, Metazoa, Chordata, Mammalia, Didelphimorphia, Didelphidae.